This is a messenger RNA of Spizellomyces punctatus DAOM BR117, 919 nucleotides long. RefSeq lists its product as uncharacterized. The coding region runs from base 142 to 783 and encodes 213 amino acids. The transcript has 2 exons. The record is from RefSeq and is a predicted model, not a curated record. Lineage: Eukaryota; Fungi; Chytridiomycota; Chytridiomycetes; Spizellomycetales; Spizellomycetaceae.
GCCUGCUUGCUGUUCAGAUCGUUUGUCUUUCUUUUUCAAAGAGGUGUAAAGCGCCACAUGUUAUCAUGUUGCUGCACCUAGAUAUGUAGCAACUCUUCAACGUCGGUUUCCCUCAAACAUUAGAGAGCGUACAUCCGAACGAUGCUGUCGCGACGAUCUACGUGCUUGGCGUUGCUUACUGGACGAUUUUGCCAUUUGCAGCCUGCGAUCUCCAAGCGACACCUUCACAGCUCAACAGAAGAAGAUGGAGAAAGGAUCCCCGUAAAGAGAGUAUAUACAAGGAAGAAAGCUGGGGUGAUGGACGCUCGAAUGGCCGAGGCAAUCUUUUACUCUCAACAUCGGCCAGUUCCUUUGGGACCAGCUGGAAAUGCGAAUGUGAUGGGUUUGGUAAAGGAUGUCUGGAGGAAGGAAACGGGAGUUCCAAAGAAAGAGAUGAAGCUGCGUUCUGCAGAGAGCAACAGUGGCGAGCGCCACGAUCUUCGUUUUGUGACAUCUCGCAUCCCGCAGUCCAUUGAGAAACCCACAUCCUUGAUCACACCUUCUCCCCGCUUCCCACUUUCCGAACUAGAUCCCAUAUCUCAUCAUAGCGUUGUCGAGUACAUUUAUCACACGGUCCCAAACAUUUUGGAACCGGUCAUGGAAAGCUACAUAGGAGGACGGAAAAAGUGGCGGUGCAGGCACGCUGUCCACACUUCUGUAGAAGGCCAAGUUCAGUUCGAUAAACAACCAUCAGCUCAUCGCGACCGCAGACUCGGCAGAAGCAGGAGGAAGCCGAAGAGAUAGACGCCAUCUGCCGCUCAUAAACGGACAAAGUAUAUGAUUUGCUGUUAAAUAAACAAAUACAAGCGAUAGAAAUUAUCUAAAUACGCAUCGAAAACCAAUCUUGGUAUCUGUAAAAAAUAGGAAAGUGUGAUGCUAG